Pneumocystis carinii B80 is the source of this 1141-nucleotide messenger RNA. Its product is annotated as ferrochelatase. The coding region runs from base 47 to 1096 and encodes 349 amino acids. Lineage: Eukaryota; Fungi; Ascomycota; Pneumocystomycetes; Pneumocystales; Pneumocystaceae. The transcript has 5 exons. The record is from RefSeq and is a predicted model, not a curated record. Gene Ontology annotation, molecular function: protoporphyrin ferrochelatase activity. Gene Ontology annotation, biological process: heme biosynthetic process.
AAAAAUAAAAAAAUCUAAUGGCCCUACGGGGAUAGUUUUUCUAAAUAUGGGUGGUCCAUCAGAACUUUCAGAAGUUAAAAAUUUUUUAUUUAGAAUUUUUACAGAUAGUGACUUAAUUCCACUUGGAUCAAUGCAAAAAUGGCUUGGAUCUUUAAUUGCAAAAUUAAGGACGCCUAAAGUAUUAAAUUAUUAUAAAAAGAUUGGAGGGAAGAGUCCAAUUUAUAGAUGGAGCAGACUUCAAGCAGAGGAAGUUUGUAAAAUUCUUGAUAAAACAUGCCCAAAAACAGCUCCUCAUAAACCUUAUAUUGCAUUUCGAUACUCAGAUCCAUUAACAGAAUCAGUGUUAUUGGAAAUGUUAAAUAAUAAUAUAACUAAUGCGGUGGCCUUUACACUUUACCCUCAAUAUUCAUGUUCUACUACAGGGUCUAGUCUUAAUGAAUUAUAUAAUCAGAUUCAAAGACUUAAUAUACACGAUCAAAUUAAUUGGAGUGUUGUAGAUCGUUGGCCAACACAUGAUGGACUUAUUAAUGCUUUUAAAAAUAAUAUUAUAGAAACAUUAAAAACAUAUCCAGAAAAUGAUAGAAAUAAUGUAAUUAUAUUAUUUACUGCUCAUUCUUUACCAAUGAGUAUUGUGAACCGUGGAGAUCCAUAUCCACUAGAAGUUGCAGCAACCGUUUAUGCUGUUAUGGAAAAACUGAAUUUUUCUAAUCCUUAUAGACUUGUUUGGCAAUCUCAAAUUGGACCAUCAACAUGGUUAGGCCCUCAAACAAAUCAUGUAAUAACGGGUUUUACGAGAAUGGGCAAACAAAAUAUCAUUUUAGUACCUAUUUCAUUUGUUAGUGAUCAUAUUGAAACAUUGUUUGAGUUAGAUCUUAAAUAUAUUGCCGAUGCUAAGAAAUCUGGGUUUAACGGUGUAAAACGAGUCGAGAGUUUAAAUGAUAACUCGACUUUUAUUAAAGGGAUGGCUGAUAUACUUAAAAAUCAUUUAACUAAUGGGAGAAAAAGUAGUACACAACUUGAACUGCCAUGCUCAUCUUGUAUGAGUUUAAAAUGUCAUUCAACAAAGUCUUUCUUUAAUAAUUUUAAUUCAUUGUAAUUUAUAUAACAAUAAAUUGUAGAUAGAUUAAGCUUAAGCUCAGGA